Manihot esculenta (cassava) is the source of this 1657-nucleotide messenger RNA. Its product is annotated as stemmadenine O-acetyltransferase. NCBI's taxonomy places the organism in Eukaryota, Viridiplantae, Streptophyta, Magnoliopsida, Malpighiales, Euphorbiaceae. Bases 194 to 1492 code for a protein of 432 amino acids. The transcript has a single exon. The record is from RefSeq and is a predicted model, not a curated record.
GGUCAAACACGCAGUUGUUCGGCUCCAUGUAUCUAUACACUUUAUCCAUAGCUUGACCACCAAAUGUCAACUACUACGCCGGCUUGGCUUCUCACCAGAAAAUUUACAGAAGAAUAUUCUACUCAUAUAAAGCAAACACCUUGUGUGCAGCAUCAAUGGAAACAAAGAGGCUGAGAGAUUGUCAGAAAAGAAAAUGGAUAUGCAAAUGGAAAUCAAAAUCAUUUCCAGAGAAACCAUUAAGCCUUCUUCUCCAACUCCAGAUCACCUUAGAAUUCACAAGCUUUCCAUCAUUGAUCAGUUGGCUAUUCAAUGCGAUGUUCCUAUCCUCCUCUUUUAUUCUACCAAUGGCCAUGAUCAUACCCAAAGAUCGAGUCUUUUAAAGAAAUCGUUGUCACAGACAUUAACCCAUUUCUACCCUUUUGCUGGACGAGAAGUGAACAGUUCUUGGAUUGAUUGCAAUGAUGAAGGAGCAAGUUUUGUUCAAGCAAAUGUAGCUGCUGAUUUGUCAAUGCUCCUCAAGCAACCUGACUUCAAAUUGUUGCAGCAGCUACUACCCUGCAAGCCAAAUGACAACUCUGUUCAGUUUCGUCUCAGGGAGAUACUAGCUGUUCAAGUGAACUAUUUUAGUUGUGGUGGUAUGGUUAUUGGUGUAUGCAUUAAGCAUUUGAUUGCUGAUGCUUCGACAGUAGCAACGUUCGUCGAACGCUGGGGCGCUGUCGCUCGUUUUUCUGAUACUGAUGUUCAUGGUGUGAUCUUGGAUCGCACUACUCUCUUCCCUCCUAUUGGCACAACAGGAGGCUUGUCAUGGGGUGAUAAUUCAAGUGAUGAAUUCUUACCUCAAUUUGUGAUGAAGAGGCUUGUGUUUGAUGGUUCUAAGGUUGCUGCUCUAAGAGAAAGAGUUAGCAAUAAACUAUAUCCGGAUCGACCAACACGUUUUGAGGCUGUUUCUGCACUCAUUUGGGGUUCUUCCAUAGCUGCAACUAGAGAAAUGGAUGAAACUAUUGAUUAUCAUGUAGCAAUGACUGUCGUUAACCUGCGAAAGAAACUGAAUCCACCUCUGCCACAGCAGUGUAUGGGAAAUGUUUGCCAAGUGACAACAGCAAAAUGGUCAAUGAAGAAACCAACAGAUUACAAUGAAUUAGCUCAAGAAAUUCAUAAGUCCAUAAAGAAGGUGGAUGAUGAGAGUGUGAGGAAGUUCCAUGCAGAUGGAAAAUGGUUUGAUUUUGUCAAAAAAUUAGGGGAAGAAUAUGGGAAGAAGUCUAAAGUUAGGAUGUUAAAGUUCAGCAGUUGGUGUAGAUUUCCAUUUUAUGAAGUUGAUUUUGGCUGGGGAAAGCCCAGUUGGGUAACAGCUGCAAUGGAACAGGAAAAUGGUGUCAUUUUCUUGGAUGCUAGUGAUAACCAGGGAAUUGAGGCAUGGGUGGGUCUGCCCCAGGAAGAUAUGAGCCAACUUGAACAAAACCCUGAUAUUCUUGAAUUUGCUUGUGUCAAUUGAAGAACUUAAGAACUGCAAAUAAGGGUCCAGAUUGCCCAAGCCACUUUUCUUUAAAUGCCCAUAGCAUUUUAAAGCAUUCUUGUGUCAUUCAAUUCUGUUAGAUUUCUUUUGAUUGUAGCUAAAAAUUUCCUAAAUAAACUCAUUUUCCACUAAGCAAUUAAAUAA